GAGUUGUAAACUUGUAAACAUCGAACAAUAAAAAACCGCGAACGGCCAAGUAGAUGAUAACUGCUGUUGUCUCAUUGUCUGUACGUCAUGAACAUUGUAUUUUUUUUCGUGAUCUAGUUAUUUAAUUUUAAUUUUUAAUAUUUCAUUUGACAAUGGUUAAAUGUAUAAUCGUUGGUUGUACAUCUGGGUACAAAAGUAACAUUGAAAAAGUGCACCAAUUUGGUGCUCCUAAAGAUUCUAAGUUACGAAGUGAAUGCAAAGGUGUAUUCCUAGAAAAGAUUUUGUACUUAAAGAUAAUUCAUAUGUAUGUGAAAAACAUUUCAAGGAAGAAGAUAUCAUAAAGUAUUGGGAAUCUAGUUCAAUAAAGGUAUUUAUAAAAGUUUAGCUGUAAAUUCAUAAAAUUUGACCUAUUGGGGCCUAAAAGACUAUGGUGGUAAAAUAGAAAAUAAAAAUUGUCACAAAGAAUAUGCUGACCAUGCCCUAGUCUUUAUGUGGCAAUCUUUGGGAUCAAAUUGUAGUCAAACCAUAGGUUGUUUUGCAUCAAAAGGGGAAGUUAAAGGUGUAAUAAUAGCACAGCUUGUUUUAAAAGCAAUAUCACUUAUAAAGAAUAUUGGAUUAUAUGUUGAUGGUAUAAUAUGUGAUGGUGCUACUACAAACCGUCGUAUGUGGACAGAGUUUGGAGUUGAUGGGACUAAAGAUAAUUUAAAGAAUUAUUUCAAACACCCAAUUGACCCAAGCCGCAAAGUCUACGUGUUAUCUGAUUUUGUACACUUAUUUAAAUGUGUCAGGAAUCGGUUACAUAAUAAUAAAUAUUUAAGGCUUCAUCCUAAUUCAAAACAAAUUUCCUGGGACUACUUUAAAGUAGUGUACAAAGAAGAUAUAAAACACCCAGGAAAUUUAAGAAUAGUACCUAGGAUAACACCACAGCACCUAGAUUUGACUCCAAUGGCAAAAUAGCGAGUUCGCUUAUGUACCCAGGUACUAAAAAAUGAAAUUUAUCAAAAUAUUGUAUUUUAAAUUAUAAACAGUUAUAAUAUUAUCAAAUAAUAUUUUAUUUUUAAACUUGAAUCAUUAUUAUUUUAA
This is a messenger RNA of Acyrthosiphon pisum (pea aphid), 1083 nucleotides long. RefSeq lists its product as uncharacterized. Bases 490 to 957 code for a protein of 155 amino acids. NCBI's taxonomy places the organism in Eukaryota, Metazoa, Arthropoda, Insecta, Hemiptera, Aphididae. The record is from RefSeq and is a predicted model, not a curated record. The transcript has 3 exons.